Parnassius mnemosyne (clouded apollo) is the source of this 660-nucleotide messenger RNA. Lineage: Eukaryota; Metazoa; Arthropoda; Insecta; Lepidoptera; Papilionidae. The record is from the annotation of a GenBank genome assembly.
AUGGAUAAUAGCGGGUAUAGCCAGAAGGUUAACGAUGUUAUCCAAGGGGAUGACUUUGAGCUUUUGGAGUCUGACCCUACCAAAAAGUUUCCUUCGGAUAUUAAAGUAUGUAUACAACAGUCAUCAUAUAUUUUUCCCGACCACAACGUGUCUCGCAGCAGUCUUGUUCCAAUGAAUCCUCAAGCACCCAUUUUAUAUGGGUUACCUAAAAUACAUAAAGAACAUGUUCCUAUUCGUCCGGUUGUAUCAUACAUAGGUGCACCAGCUUAUUUCCUUGCUCAAAAGUUAAACUUCCUUCUGCUAGAGAAAUCUGAAUUCAAACCAAAUUACCGCCUUAAAAAUAGUUUAGAUCUCAUUACCAAGAUUAAAGAUAUCCGUAUUCCACCUAAAUCCAUGUUGUUAUCUUUAGACGUUGAUAGUCUUUUCAACAAAUACGACAUAAUUAUUUGCUGGACUGGCACAAAGAGGCAACUGGAUGUUUUCCUUAAUAAAAUUAAUGAAAUAUACGGCAAAUUUAUAUUUAAGCUUGAAUUAGAACAAGAUUGUGUCCUUAAUUUCCUCGACUUAACAAUAACAAGGAAAGAGUCGUUACAUGAAUUUCAAAUUUAUCGAAAGCCAACUCAUACCGACACGGUCAUCAUGUCAUCCGUGGCAACAUAA